CUGUACAACAGCUUUAGCAGGCGGCGUAUUUCCACUCUUUACGCAAACGGGGCACCGCAUGCACGGGUUGAAGUUGUAUCGCUCGCCGUGGUGCGUAAAAAAGGCGCGUCCUCGUAUACUUGCGGACUAUCGCGUUAUCUCUAUACCCGUAGGGGAGGUAAAUAAAAGGUUUUGCCAAACGCAGCGGGGAGGCAAAGUCUGGUAGGUGACUGCGCUCACCAGCAGCACACAUGGUUUCGACACGGACCAACACGCCGGUCGGACUGGAGCACGGACGCACGCUCUUGAUUUGCCCGUUGGACCUAACGGAUGCAGUGCCUCUACAUUGACACGUGCAGUUCGUGCAUAUAUUUAAACACACGAUGUUUCUUAAAGAUGUGGCACCGGUUUGCGAAUGUUGCAGAAAAAGAAUAGAGGACUGCUUGCCUUGCUGUUGAUGGUGUUGGAGUUGACCCGGCCAGGCCUACUGUCCCCGCUGAGGCCGAUCUGUGAUCUCAGGGUCCUGAACCAUUUCAUGAAAGAAGCACGAGACGCAGAAGUCGCUAUGAAAUCCUGUGCAGAAGGAUGUACCAUGUCAGAGUCUGUCACUGUUCCCCAAACCAGAGUCGACUUUGAUGUCUGGGAGAAGAAAAAUGGAUUAGAGCAAGCCGAAGAGGUGCAGUGUGGCUUAUGGCUCCUACAGCAGGGCCUCGGAUUGCUACGGACCUCAGUCACCAACUCAGCACUGCACAGCCACAUCGAUAACUGCAUCAGGAACCUGCUCAGCAUCAACGCUGUGCUGCGGAGCCUCAACAUCCAGGAAUACACGCCCCCAACGAGUGCUGCGGGGCUCGAGGGAACGUGGUCGGUGUCCUCGGCAACAGAUUUGCUUCAAGUCCACGUCAACUUCCUGCGAGGCAAAGUGCGCCUCCUUCUGUUGGAUGCACAGGCCUGUCAGCAAGAUGUCAGUUGAUCAGCCAGUCUCCCCACUCCAGGCGAAACUCAUUUGCGUAUCCGAGGGCAAGAGGAGAGGACUUGACACUGUUGACCUGCACGCUGGCUGCUGGAAGCAGCGUGCAGAAAGAGAGAUGAAGCCAAUCGCAACGCGAGGGGAGGCAGGCUGAGCGUAGAGGACAGUCCCAGCUGGGCUUUGGAUGGGCGGGAGAUGAUUGCACCUUGGAACGUAGACCUGAAAUAAGGACACGGUGAAGCACACACCGUGGGGGGGCACCGCUCCAAACGCUGGUCUUUUGGCACGCUCUUGCACUCUGUGUGUGUGUGUGUGUGUGUUUGUGUGUGAAUGCUGCAAGUUUUUAUCUGUAUGUGGCGUGCAUGUGUGCGUUUCCAGUAAGUCUGACCCCUGCACUUAACUUGGAUUGUGGGGUGAAACUGCCAGAAAAUAUUGAUUGCACCUGGAAAUCGGUGAACCGAGGGUUGCGAAAGGGCAUCCCUUUCCACCGCCACUGCUAGGAGGCAUCGAACAAAUGAGGCCUCGACCCACAAGCCUUUUCAACUAUGACUCACAGUCAUAGUUCUUUCUCUGGGAUUCAUUUUUUUUUUUCCUUUUGGAUGAAUAUUUUUAUAUAUUUGGAAAAGUUGUGGGAUAAGUAUUUAUACAAGUUUUCUACUUUUAAGCUCCAGUGUUAGUAUUAUUUUGGUGUCUGAUCUCUUGUGCAACACUGAAAACAACUGGCAUCACACCCGAUGGCACGCUUCCUCCUGCCUGCACGUACCAUGUACCGGACUAGCGGUUAGUAUCAAAGCAUUGUCCGUCCUUCCAGCCAACAGACGUAAAGGAGUAAAAAGACAGUGCAGCUGGUUGGAGCGUUGCACGAGAUGUUUUUGUUGUUGCCUUACCAACACUCGGCCGGUCUCCAGUCACACACUGAUAGCCCGACUGCCCGGAAAAAUGCUGUUUUCCCUCUUACAAUUCACAUCCUGCGAGGCUGGAAUUGCAAAUUGUUUUUCCCAGUAUCUGACGUUAACACUGUUGCUUUCCUCUUUCCUCAUUUGUUCGUCAUCAAACAGCAGGAGGGCAAUUAGUUAGACAUGGGAACUCAGUUUUCUACAAAAUGUAUGCUCAACUCUUUCAGACCGGUUAAGUGUCCUUCCUUGUUUUUUCCCGUAUUGCUUUAUCUUGUGGAGAGUGCAAGAUGUUGUUUAGGAUGUUUGUACAUGUUUUUCUUCCUGUUCUUUUUGUCCCAUCACUGUAUAAUUUGCUAUUUAAAUACAAAAUAUUAUUCUUUGAUAAAAUGAUAGACGGA
Messenger RNA from Pungitius pungitius (ninespine stickleback), 2243 nucleotides. RefSeq names its product erythropoietin a (gene epoa). Gene Ontology annotation, biological process: nucleate erythrocyte development. Gene Ontology annotation, cellular component: extracellular region. Gene Ontology annotation, molecular function: hormone activity; cytokine activity; erythropoietin receptor binding. Lineage: Eukaryota; Metazoa; Chordata; Actinopteri; Perciformes; Gasterosteidae. The transcript is spliced from 5 exons. The record is from RefSeq and is a predicted model, not a curated record. The coding region runs from base 395 to 952 and encodes 185 amino acids.